AUGGCUUCUUCUUCAUCUCCUUCAAAUAUCUCUGCAAUUUUCCCAAAUUCCUCACCCUUCAAUUCCCAAAUUACCCCUCUAUUUUCAAUUCCAAUUUCUUACAGAAAAAAUACACUCAGAUUAUCAUUAUCUUGUUUCGCUGCAAAACAACAAACUGGACCAGUGAAAAAACGUACAUCACCAAAUACUAAAAAGAAAAAGAAACCUUCGAAUUUUGAAGGUGAAAUAGAAGUUGAAGUUGAAGAAAAAGGGAUACAACAGUCAUCUGAAAGUUACCAUCCUUUACCGUUACCUAAACCACCAGCUGGAUUUGUUUUAGAUGAGCAGGGUAGAGUUCUUAUGGCUUCCAAUAAACGUAUUGCUACAAUUGUUGAUUCUACCAACAAUUUCCCACUGGAAUGUGUAAUCAGGAGGGUUUUUAGAAGUACACGAGGAGAAGAAUGUCUAUUACUCUGUCCUGUUGAUAUGCCUGUUCAGAUCUUAAAGAGCACAAAUGUUGAGGGGUGGGCUGCUGUAAGUGAUGAAGAAGUUGAAGCUAUCCUACCCACUGCAGCCUAUGCUUUAGCUAAGAUACACAUGCAUCUGGUGUACAGCGGAUUCUGUUACACAGCACGAGGAGGAUGUUGCUACACAGAGGAUGACAUAUUUGAAUUUAAAACAGAUGAUGGUGAGGAUGUAGAUGGCUUGCCCAGUGAAGGCAUAGAAAUUACAUGCUUCCACAUGGAUGGUUCCCACUAUAUGAUUUAUACACCUUCGGACCCACUUCUCUUUGUCGCAGUGAAGGACAAAGAUGGUCAAUUGCAGAUUGCUGAUGAUGAACUCUUGGAAGACCCGGCCAUCAUCAGCGCCAUAGACGAGGAGACCGAAUUUAAUGCUUUAGUGGAAGAAGAGGCUGCUCUUCUUGAAUCUUUGUUGGGGGAAAGAGAUUAAUUAUAUGACUUGCUUUAGGUUUUGACAUUUUUGGAAAUUCUUUUUGUAUUGUAUUUUCAUUUGUGUAUAGUUAAUGCCUAGAUCAUUAAUAUGUUAAACAGCCUAUUUUUGCCCCUUGAUAUACCCAAUGGCAGAUGUAGCUUAUUAUCAACGGGUUCAACCGGACCCAAUAUUUCUACAUGGAGCAUGGAUAUAUAGUCUUCUGUUCUUUUUU
Molecule: messenger RNA, 1144 nt
Organism: Lycium ferocissimum
Lineage: Eukaryota; Viridiplantae; Streptophyta; Magnoliopsida; Solanales; Solanaceae
Exons: 10
Coding region: 1-930 (309 amino acids)
Source: RefSeq, a predicted model, not a curated record